AUGGCCGCUGCCUUCGAUGACGAAGACCUCUCCGUCCCCCUCCCAUCCUUCGAUCGCGACCGUGACCGUGACCGUGAUCGUGAUCGCCGCCGUGACCGCGUCCCUGCUGCCCCUCCUCCCUCCGCCGUGAAUUACUCCGCCGUGCCCAUGCCUCCGCCCUCUCGUCCGACCGGCAAGGGCCCCGACCCGUCCACCCAGUCCCCCGCCACCACCAGAGACAUGCAGCGGCUCGACCAGUACCAGACCAUCAAGAUCCUCGGCGAGGGCUCGUUUGGCAAGGUCAAGCUGGCCAUCCACCAGCCCAGUGGUCGCCAGGUGGCCUUGAAGAUCAUCUCCCGGCGCAAACUGCUCUCGAGGGACAUGGUCGGUCGGGUCGAGCGCGAAAUCCAGUACCUUCAAUUGCUACGCCAUCCCCAUAUCAUCAAGCUGUACACCGUCAUCGCCACAAAAUCCGACAUUGUCAUGGUCCUAGAAUAUGCCGAACGGGAACUUUUCGACUACCUGGUGAAGAGGGGCAGAUGCAACGAUACCGAAGCUCGCAAAUUCUUCCAGCAAAUCAUCUGUGCCGUCGAGUACUGCCAUCGUCAUAAGAUCGUCCAUCGUGACCUGAAACCGGAGAACCUGCUGAUCGACAGUGAAAAGAACGUUAAGAUCGCGGAUUUCGGGCUGAGUAACAUCAUGACCGAUGGCAAUUUUCUGAAAACCAGCUGCGGGAGUCCGAAUUACGCCGCCCCCGAGGUCAUCUCCGGCAAGCUGUACGCGGGCCCCGAAGUCGAUGUCUGGAGCUGCGGUGUCAUUCUCUACGUGCUGUUGGUGGGGCGACUUCCAUUCGACGAUGACUAUAUUCCGGCCCUUUUCAAGAAAAUCGCCGCGGGCAACUUCCAUAUGCCUCCAUACAUAUCACAGGGGGCUGCUCGGUUAAUAAAGAUGAUGCUCCAGGUGCAUCCGGUCCAUCGAAUCACCAUCCCCGAGAUUCGGAUGGACCCUUGGUUUCUCCAGGACCUCCCCAAAUACUUGCAACCGCCGCCGGAGGAAUUCAUCGCAACGGGCGUGGAUCCAAACAAGUCGAUCGAUCCGCGCAAACUCGCUCCGGGGAAGCCUCUCUCUGCGCAGCACAAGAUCAAUCAAGUGGCCAUCUCCAAACUAGAAAGGAGCAUGGGAUACGCCCGUGAUGACAUCGAGGAGGCAUUGAAGCAUCCGGAGCCCAGCGCUGUCAAGGAUGCGUUCUUCAUCAUUGUGGAGAAUGAAAUGAUGCAAACCAAUUCGCCCACGGAGGAUCAUAUGAUGGGCUCCGCCGUGGCACCUUCUCCACCGCCAGACAAGAUUAUCCAACGCCCAGCGGCGGCAAAUGACAGACCACCAGCUGCUCGUCCACCAGGGGUCCAAACUGCACUACCCACGAGAACGAGGAGCGGCUCGCAACGCCAGAACUUCCAGCUGUCGCAGCAGCACGACCACGAUGAUCCGGAGGAGCCCCGUGUGAGCCAUGUCAGAAUCUUGCCGACCAGCCUACCGUAUGUCCAUGAUCAGCUCAUGGAACAGAGGGAGCGGGAGCGGGAACAGAGACUUCAAGCCGCGGAUCGGCUAUUAGAAGAGCAGGCUCAGGCCAGGGCUAAGGACGGCGACGACUCCCAGGCUGGCCAUGACUGGCGGUCGCGAGAGGAACAGGAAGCAACCGCUCGGGCUUUGAAGCCUCACUCGCGCAGUAUCGUCGAUCUCGAAAAGCUGCGGCUAGAGCCUCCCGAGGGACGCAGUGCGCCACAUCAACCCAGACGGACUCGGAAAUGGCAGUUUGGAAUCCGAUCGCGGAACCAGCCCUAUGAAGCGAUGCUGUACCUUUACCGGGCAAUCGCAGCCCAAGGGGGCAUCUGGGAUAUUGUUCCCGACGAAUCAGGUCAGGCACAGCCUGCAGACCAGCCCAAGCCGCUGCAAAGCAAAUAUCCCGAUUUGCCAUCCGACUACUACAUUCCUAAGGACCCCUGGUUCAUUCGAGCUCGUCUCCUGAAAGAGGGGGUCAAGGCGCCGGGCGUAUCGGGAAGCGUGCACAGUAGUCGCAGCGACUUGGAAGAAUUCCGCCGUCGAUUCAACCUGAGCGGGCCAUCUUCUCUGGACGAAAAGAACUGGACCCCCGUGGAGCCUGGCAACGUAUCCGGUCCAUCUUCCAGCACGCAACAUCAUGCGAUCCGCGGGAUCUCGUACGGAGUGUGGGUUUUCGUGGACAUCCAACUAUACCAGUUGGAGGAAAAUAACUACAUGGUCGACUUUAAGUGUGAUGGAUACCAAAACGUGAUCCGUGCUGAAGUGGACUCCGAAUGGCAUCCGAUCAGCAAGCGCUUCCGCAACAAGGAAAAGGAGGUCACCAGCCCGUAUCCCUUCCUCGACGUGGCAUCCGACUUGGUCGCACAGCUGGCGGUUGCGAGCUAG
Aspergillus steynii IBT 23096 is the source of this 2424-nucleotide messenger RNA. Its product is annotated as SNF1 family serine/threonine-protein kinase. The record is from RefSeq and is a predicted model, not a curated record. Gene Ontology annotation, biological process: protein phosphorylation; intracellular signal transduction. Bases 1 to 2424 code for a protein of 807 amino acids. The transcript is spliced from 4 exons. Lineage: Eukaryota; Fungi; Ascomycota; Eurotiomycetes; Eurotiales; Aspergillaceae. Gene Ontology annotation, cellular component: cytoplasm. Gene Ontology annotation, molecular function: protein serine/threonine kinase activity; ATP binding.